UGCGUGCGGGCGCCCCUGAGACCCGAGCCCCCAUGGCGGAGAAACCUCUCAGCACCGCUGCGGCCGAGCGCAUGAACCUCGUGGCCCAGGAUGAGAUCUGGAAAUACCGCCUAAAGGCUGAAACUGAAGCACGGCAAAACUGGGCCCAGAACUGGGGAUUUUUAACAACCCCUCUCGAGGAGUUGCUCAAGGGUGAAGAAAAACCCCCCACCCCAAAGCCCAAAAUCGAGCUUCCCGAGCGGUUCCACAUCCGGCCCGUGACCCCAGUGGAGAAAUACAUCAAGAUCCUUCCAUCGCCCCCAAUCCCGAAGACGACCCAGGGCUUCAUCGGAUGGAGAUCCGGGGUGCCCGGCCUGAACAAGUGUCUGGAGCACGAUUAUGAGAUCAGAAGCUGCAAGGGGGCAUAUGCCAACGAGCUAGGCUGGCCGAAGCAAGGCAUCCACUGAGUCCAGAUAGACUGCAGGCCCUGGGCAAGAGCGGGUCGACCCAACCACCGGGCACCCAGUGUCCACGCCCAGGAAGGGGGGCGCUCCCCCAGCAGAUGGGGUUCCCCUCCACGUUUGCUCAGCAGAUGUUGCAAAGAACAUGAAAUAGCCCUUUGACUUUUUUAGUUCAUCUACCCUCCCUUCCAGAACAUUCUCAUCACACACUCAUUCUUGAUUAAUGUAAUAAA
Molecule: messenger RNA, 673 nt
Organism: Callorhinus ursinus (northern fur seal)
Lineage: Eukaryota; Metazoa; Chordata; Mammalia; Carnivora; Otariidae
Gene: CIMIP1
Product: ciliary microtubule inner protein 1
Source: RefSeq, a predicted model, not a curated record